AUGCCGGCCGCCUACCAAGACGAGAUGAAGUUCCCUUUCGCGUUCGAAAGUGGCAAAGAGAUUGAGGUACAUCAGAAGGCCGAUGGCGCCCAAACCGCAACCGUUUGCUUUCCUAAUGCACGGGGUCGACUGCCUUCAUCACGGGCAUCGCGGCUGCGAAGUAUGGUGCUGGAAGCUUACAACGACAGAAGCAAAAUCCUUGCCGUCCCUUGUUCCUACGAUGCACUCUCGUCUCGGCUCGUUGAGGAAGCUGGCUUCCCUAUCCUAUUCAUCUCCGGAUACACUGUCUCUAGUUCUCACGGGUUGCCUGAUACCGGCUACAUCGCCAUGCAGGAAAUGUGUGACAAGAUCCAGGAGACGUCUCGUGUGACGUCGAUUCCCAUCAUAGCUGAUGGGGAUACGGGAUAUGGAGGACCCGUCAAUGUGAAGCGGACAGUUGAGAGCUUUGCUCUUGCUGGAGCAGCUGGUGUUAUGAUUGAGGACCAGAGUUGGCCCAAACGUUGCGGUCACACUAAGGGUAAGUCUGUUGUGCCACGCGAAGAAGCAUUUGCCCGUAUCCAAGCCGCAUGUGAUGCCAGAGAUAACGGCUUGGACAUCUUUAUCCUGGCCCGGACCGAUUCUCUUAUUCUUGGCUGGGACGAAGCCAUCUUCCGCGCAAGGGAGUUCCAAAGAAUUGGCGCCGAUGGUAUCUUCAUCGAGGCGCUGCCUGAUAGAGAUGCAAUGAAACGAGCUGUCGACGAGGUUCAGAUGCCUAUGAUGGCCAACAUAAUCGACGGGGGGAUGACCGAGAACCUCUCCGCUAUGGAAUUAGCAGAGCUAGGGUUCAGUGUCGUUGCAUACCCCUUCAUGCUUGUCGCCGCCAAGUUGAAGAGCAUCCGCGAGACCCUCCAAGGUCUCAAGACGAGCCUACCAAUCGGACCGCCACCAACAAUUCUCUCCGCUGCUGAAGUCUGCGAAGGCGUUGGCUUCAAAAAAUAUUGGGCUCUCGAGGACAGAUAUGCUACUCGGGAUGUAAAGGCCAAGGUGGCAUCUAAUGGCAACCGUAAGGCAAUCGGAAGUUCACCAACCAAUGGUCACUGA
Fusarium mangiferae is the source of this 1080-nucleotide messenger RNA. RefSeq lists its product as uncharacterized. The transcript has 4 exons. Gene Ontology annotation, molecular function: catalytic activity. The coding region runs from base 1 to 1080 and encodes 359 amino acids. The record is from RefSeq and is a predicted model, not a curated record. Lineage: Eukaryota; Fungi; Ascomycota; Sordariomycetes; Hypocreales; Nectriaceae.